Molecule: messenger RNA, 3217 nt
Organism: Bactrocera oleae (olive fruit fly)
Lineage: Eukaryota; Metazoa; Arthropoda; Insecta; Diptera; Tephritidae
Source: RefSeq, a predicted model, not a curated record
AUUCAGAGAGUUUGAAAAAUGCUACUCAAUUCUAACAAACUGAUCGAGAAAAUUCGCCGAAUACAGCAUAGAAUCGUUUAACAGCGUUUGCUAAACAUAUCGAAAAUAUUUAGAAAAUACAAAAUGUGAUCAUUUCAGCUCAUUCACUUUCGAGCAAUGCACGAGUUCACAACACUUUUUUACGUAAGCAUUUGAUUCGUGUAAAAAAGUCAGACGGCAAACCGAAAUAGAUAGCAUUUCAGAAAUUUUAAAUACCAAAACAAUUAAAAAAAACGCAAACAGAAAUACAAAAAUUGAAAUUCAAGAGCGUAUUAUUAAUAAAGAAAGUGUUGAGUGUAAGCAAAAAACAUUGAAUUUCGUUAAUUAACCUUGUGACAAAUUUUUGCAAAUUAAAAUUUUUGGUAAUUUUCUACGCGUUCGUGCCGUUGUAGCGCAUAUGCGAACGCCGCCGCAGUGGAGCUGCAAAGAGAGAAAACCCUAGAAUUUCUGCGAGUGCUAACCUUCGUCCUGCUAUUCCUUAUCAUUUCACUAUACCUAUACCGUUACGCAUUCUAAAAGCGCGUCUAGAUUUAGGUUUAGCUAAAUAUAAUUGACAACCAAUUUGUAGCUGCCUUCCUAAAAGCGCUAACACAACUAGUACCAUAAUAACAACGGAAAAAAAACUAUAGCGCAGCAACAAGAGCAGAGUUUUUGCAAUAUGGCUAAAGCGCCUGCUGUCGGCAUUGAUCUUGGCACGACAUAUUCAUGCGUCGGUGUAUUUCAACAUGGCAAAGUGGACAUUAUCGCCAAUGACCAGGGCAAUCGGGUGACUCCAUCCUAUGUGGCCUUCACCGAUACGGAGCGACUAAUUGGCGAUGCGGCCAAAAAUCAAGUUGCCAUGAACCCGAACAAUACUAUCUUUGUCCUGUAAUACAGAGAGUUCUUGCACUUCCAAGUUUGAGUAACUAUAUAUAUUCUGCCUGGUCAUGUGACUAAUAUAUUAUAAUUUUAAAUAAUUUUUGUUGUCUGCCAUAAUAUUAAAUUCUAUAUAAUACUUUCUUUGUACUAAAGUUAAAUGUAUGUAUGUAAUAAAAUAUUCAGACUGCCAUAAAAUGUAUCAGGUCUGUCGUUUCUAUUUCCACCUGCACCUCCACUAUCAUUAAAUCUUCAUUUAACUAAAGACUGAUAUUCAAUUACUAUAUAUUUGCACUUAACCUUUCAUGCAUACAUAUAAUAUCCCCAAGAUACCACAACUUCUCCUCUCUUAUAUUCCAAAAUGUAGAUGCUAAACGUCUGAUAGGCCGUAAGUUUGAUGAUAUGACUGUGCAGAGUGACAUGAAGCAUUGGCCGUUCGAGGUCUUCAAUGACAAUGGCAAGCCAAAAAUGCGCAUCGAAUAUAAGGGAGAAAAGAAAAGUUUCUUUCCGGAAGAAGUCUCUUCCAUGGUAUUAACGAAAAUGAAGGAGACCGCCGAAGCGUAUCUCGGCAAGCCUGUAACGGAUGCUGUGGUCACUGUGCCAGCCUAUUUUAAUGAUUCACAACGUCAAGCCACCAAAGAUGCUGGCGCUAUUGCCGGUUUGAAUGUGCUGCGCAUCAUUAAUGAACCAACAGCUGCAGCCAUCGCUUAUGGACUGGACAAGAAGGGCACAAGUGAACGUAAUGUGCUCAUUUUUGAUUUGGGCGGCGGCACUUUUGAUGUGUCCAUACUCACAAUUGAGGAUGGCAUCUUUGAGGUAAAAUCUACAGCGGGCGACACACAUUUAGGCGGCGAGGAUUUUGACAAUCGCAUGGUGAAUCAUUUUGUACAAGAGUUUCAACGAAAGUACAAGAAGGACUUGGCGCAGAAUAAACGCGCUUUAAGACGUUUGCGCACCGCAUGUGAACGCGCCAAGCGCACGCUCUCAGCCUCUUCGCAGGCUAGCAUUGAAAUUGACUCUUUAUAUGAGGGUAUAGACUUCUACACAUCAAUUACACGCGCACGUUUCGAGGAAUUGAACGGUGACCUCUUCAGGGGUACUAUGGAGCCGGUGGCGAAAGCUUUGCGUGACGCUAAAAUGGAUAAAGGGCAGAUACACGAUAUUGUUUUGGUUGGCGGUUCGACGCGUAUACCCAAGGUACAAAAGUUACUGCAGGACUUCUUCAAUGGUAAGGAGCUUAACAAAUCUAUUAAUCCGGAUGAGGCCGUUGCUUAUGGUGCUGCAGUACAGGCCGCCAUACUCUGUGGCGACAAGUCCGAAGCUGUGCAAGAUCUUUUACUGCUCGAUGUAACACCGCUAUCGCUGGGUAUCGAGACUGCAGGCGGCGUUAUGACGGUGCUGAUCAAACGUAAUACCACUAUACCAACGAAGCAAACCCAGGUCUUCACUACCUACUCAGAUAACCAGCCGGGCGUGUUGAUACAGGUAUUCGAGGGUGAACGUGCUAUGACUAAAGACAAUAAUAUACUUGGUAAAUUCGAGCUGAGCGGCAUACCGCCGGCACCACGUGGUAUACCGCAGAUCGAAGUGACUUUCGACAUUGAUGCGAAUGGCAUUUUAAAUGUGACCGCGGUAGAAAAAUCUACAGGUAAAGAAAAUAGAAUCACUAUAACUAACGACAAGGGUCGUCUGAGCAAAGACGAUAUCGAGCGCAUGGUAAACGAGGCCGAGCAGUAUCGCAACGAAGAUGAGAAGCAGCGUGAACGAAUUAAUGCCAAAAACGCGCUCGAGUCCUACUGCUUCCAGAUGAAGUCUACAAUGGAUGAUGAGAAUAUACGCGCUAAAAUUUCGGACAACGAUCGUCAGUUAAUAUUGCAGAAGUGUGAUGAGACGAUCAGCUGGUUGGAUAGUAAUCAACAGGCGGAGAAGGAUGAGUUCGAGUAUAGACAAAAAGAAUUGGAGAAAAUUUGUAGCCCGAUUAUAACGCGCUUGUAUCAAGGUGGCGUGCCACCACCACCGCCAAAUGCUGGCGGUCCGGGUGCUGGUGGCUCUUCCGGCGCAGCUGGUGGUCCAACUAUAGAAGAGGUGGACUGAGCGACAGCUUUGCUGCUGUUUGAAAAAUUAAAAGGCGAUAUGUCAUAUAUAUUUUUUGGCGUUGCUUUAUUUUUCUAAAUAACAUUUUCUUAUACUUCUUGUUGUCUGCUGCUUCAAUUCGUAUUUUAUUAUAAUCUAUUUUACAUACCUAUUCAUAAAUUUUUAACAACAAAAACUACAUAACUUGUUCGAAAAUUUUGGCGAAAGGAUAAUAAAUUUCAAAUUUCAA